Molecule: messenger RNA, 752 nt
Organism: Emiliania huxleyi CCMP1516
Lineage: Eukaryota; Haptophyta; Isochrysidales; Noelaerhabdaceae
Exons: 4
Source: RefSeq, a predicted model, not a curated record
UCGGCCAGCGAGGCGCUUUCGUCGGCCUCGGCAACACCGAGCCCGGCACGAGCGCGGACGUCUUCGGCCUCGAGCAGCGCGGCGCUGUCGGGGACGGCGACUUCAGGCCGAGCGACGGCGGCGGCUAUGUGGCGUACAAGAAGGCGGACUACGCGCACGCCCGCUCGGACACCGACGUGCAGAUGUACCUGUUCGAAACCUUCGGCGGGUGGUGCAACGCGGUCAAGCGGCUGUUCUACCAGAUGAAGGACAAACAAGGCAGCCAGCCGGCCGCCUCCUGCGAUCGGCCGCUGAGAGCUUGCUACGAUGCCAUGGGCGGGCAAAGCUGGAAAAACGCGGCGGGGCGGUCGUGGCUCGACGCCAAUAUUCCGUGCUGCGAGAAGGCGUUUGUCACCUGUCACAAGGAAAAGGAGGAAAUUCGCACGAUCGCGUGGCGGAGCAUAGCGGGCCUGAUGGGCACCAUCCCGCCGCAGCUUGGUCUCCUCACGAGCCUCGAGGAGAUCAACGUCGAGAGGACAGACCUCUCGGGGACGCUACCAGACGCCCUCUUCUCUGCGAGCUCCGAGAUCGAAAAGGCGCCUCUCCCCCCUGCCCGUACCCGCCGCCCAAGCGACAUUGCUCCGCCCUAUGAGCGGAUCAAGCGGACCUCCAUCACGGGCACCCUCCCUCCCUCCCUCUUCCUCUCCGGCACACUCGAGAAGGAGAUCGACCUCGAAGAGAGCUACAACUGCGGCAAGAAGAGCAAAGAUUGA